CUUCAAUCAACCAAGAUAGAACAAAGAGCCAAAGAGCCCAAUGGCCAGCUCUCUCAGUGCCACCACCCCGAGCCUCACCUUUGCUUCCCAAACCCUUUACACAAGGCUCUCUAUCCCGCUCUCACUCUCUCUUCCUCUCUCUUCUUCGCACUUUCUCUCUGAUCCCAAAACCCUAUCGUCUCUCUCUCGCCACCACCGCGGUCUACUCUCUCACUGCCACAGCCACAGCCACCGCCACCGCCGCGCCUUCGCGGCUCGCGCGGAGUCAGAGAACGGCGCCGAGCCGGCUCGCCCUUACGACUUCGACCUCUUUACGAUCGGCGCCGGCAGCGGCGGGGUCCGCGCCUCCCGCUUCGCCUCCAAUUUUGGCGCCUCCGUCGCCGUCUGUGAGCUCCCCUUCUCCACCAUUUCCUCCGACACCACCGGCGGUUUCGGCGGCACGUGUGUACUUCGCGGAUGUGUACCAAAGAAACUACUAGUAUACGCAUCAAAAUAUUCUCAUGAAUUUGAAGAGAGUCAUGGUUUUGGAUGGAAAUAUGAUGCUGAACCCAAACAUGACUGGAGCACCUUGAUGUCUAAUAAGAAUGCUGAGUUGCAGCGCCUUACUGGUAUCUACAAGAACAUUCUGACAAAUGCUGGUGUUAUGUUAAUUGAAGGUCGUGGAAAGAUUGUGGACCCGCACACAGUUGACGUAGAUGGGAAGCUAUAUUCAGCAAGACACAUACUAGUUUCAGUAGGUGGCCGUCCCUUCAUUCCUGAAAUUCCAGGAAGUGAAUAUGCAAUAGAUUCAGAUGCUGCCCUUGAUUUGCCCUCAAAGCCCAAGAAAAUAGCAAUAGUUGGUGGUGGGUACAUUGCCGUGGAGUUUGCUGGCAUCUUUAAUGGCUUGAUAACUGAGGUCCACGUAUUUAUAAGGCAGAAAAAGGUUUUAAGGGGUUUUGAUGAAGAGAUCAGAGAUUUUGUUGCAGAACAAAUGUCUAUAAGAGGAAUCGAGUUCCACACAGAGGAGUCACCCCAAGCUAUCAUUAAAUCUGCUGAUGGUUCAUUGUCUUUGAAGACCAACAAAGGAACAGUUGAAGGAUUUUCACAUGUUAUGUUUGCGACAGGACGGAGGCCUAAUACAAAGAACUUAGGAUUGGAGACAGUAGGGGUGAAAAUGACCAAGAAUGGAGCAAUAGAGGUUGAUGAAUACUCCCGUACAUCUGUUCCUUCCAUUUGGGCAGUUGGAGAUGUUACAGAUAGAUUGAACCUGACUCCGGUUGCUUUGAUGGAAGGAGGGGCAUUGGCAAAAACUCUGUUUCAGAAUGAGCCAACAAAACCUGAUUAUAGAGCUGUCCCUUCUGCUGUGUUUUCUCAGCCACCGAUUGGACAAGUUGGUCUUAGUGAAGAACAGGCUAUACAAGAAUAUGGUGACGUUGAUAUCUUCACAGCAAAUUUCAGGCCCUUAAAGGCUACUCUCUCAGGACUUCCAGACAGGGUCUUCAUGAAACUUGUGGUCUGUGCAAAAACAAACAAGGUUCUGGGGUUGCACAUGUGUGGAGACGAUGCAGCAGAAAUCGUCCAGGGAUUUGCUGUUGCUGUGAAAGCUGGCUUGACCAAGGCAGACUACGAUGCCACAGUGGGUAUUCACCCAACAGCAGCUGAGGAAUUUGUCACAAUGAGGACUCCUACUAGGAAGAUUCGAAAGACAUCUGAGGAAAAGAUAGACUCCGAGGCCAAAGCUCCAGCAGGCGUUUAGCAAUGGUCUAGAUCAAUCUGAUUGCACAGUGUAGCUGCUUUUCUUAAGGUUGUCAUCUGGAAGAUUGCAGGUAAAAUCGUAUUUGUGGAAUAAUAGUAGGAGGAUAGUUGGAGAACUUAGAAGCUGACUCGUCAUAGUGAUUGGGCUUCUCGGGGAAGCAUCAACAGUUUUUUUAAAGUUUCAUGUCGGGAACAUCGAAGAAAUUAAGCAAAAGAGAGGGGUCUUAAACAGUAAUGGUUCCAUUACGCUGUCCUAUAAUUUUGCACUUAUCUGCUUGGUGGUGGAUACCUCCAAAAAAAUUAUUUUUCUUUCUAUACCUCUUUGUACAUUAUCAGUGGAAAACAUGUUAGUUGAAGAAUAAACUUUUGUAACUUAUGAUUUUACAUGUUCGGCAAAGAUGUUUUGUUGGAAGAUUUAUGAUUC
Alnus glutinosa is the source of this 2158-nucleotide messenger RNA. RefSeq names its product glutathione reductase, chloroplastic. The coding region runs from base 41 to 1735 and encodes 564 amino acids. Gene Ontology annotation, cellular component: cytosol; mitochondrion. The record is from RefSeq and is a predicted model, not a curated record. NCBI's taxonomy places the organism in Eukaryota, Viridiplantae, Streptophyta, Magnoliopsida, Fagales, Betulaceae. Gene Ontology annotation, biological process: cellular response to oxidative stress; glutathione metabolic process; cell redox homeostasis. The transcript has 11 exons. Gene Ontology annotation, molecular function: glutathione-disulfide reductase (NADPH) activity; NADP binding; flavin adenine dinucleotide binding.